CGCCUUACUAUUUCCUUUGCUUCAUACGAUAGAUGAUGAUCGUUCAUUUAGUUAUCUAAGAAGCUCAGCCGACGCUGGGUAUCACGCCAUGUCGUCCCUUACUCCUCCAAACCAGCCGUCAUUACCUUGGCGGAUUGGAUCAUCGGUGACCAUCGGAGUGGUCGGGGCCUUUUGUCGGACUUUCCUAUAUGGGCUCAAUGACUCUCAAGUUGUUGGCUUGGAUAGGUUUCUCAAGGUUUUGGAAGAGAGGCGAGAUGUAGGGGCUAGGACUAGGGGACUUCUUACUGUUUCCAAUCAUGUCAGCGUUAUGGAUGACCCUUUAAUGUGGGGCUUUCUGCCUUAUAACAUACUGUUCAACCCAUCCCUCCAGAGAUGGUCACUUGGGAGCUACGAUAUAUGCUUUAAGAACAAAGCCCUUUCGACAUUCUUCUCGCUCGGUCAGACUCUGCCUACUCACCGCACCGCCCACUCUGAAUUCGGCGGCUUGUUUCAGCCCACUAUUACGCAAGCCAUCCGCCUGCUAUCUGCGCAGCCAUUUUUAACCCCAGAGCAAGCCCUAAGUUCCCCGCGGUCGUCGCCGUCGGCCUCCCCAAAAUCGCCGGACGUCAUCGAUCCUUUCUCAUCCAACUCGCUGGUUUAUCCAAUUACCUAUUCUACCAAUGGAACGGAUGUGUUCCCAGCCCCAUCAGCUUAUGACUCGCGGAAGCACAGCUGGGUUCACAUCUUCCCGGAAGGCCGCAUACACCAGCACCCGGUACUGGCUAUGCGAUACUUCAAGUGGGGCGUGUCUCGGAUGAUACUUGAGUCUGAACCUCUACCAGAUAUCAUUCCAAUCUUCAUAGACGGCACCCAGCAUGUGAUGCAUGAGAGCAGGACGUUCCCGCGCUUCAUUCCCAGAACCGGGAAGAAGAUUACAGUGGUAUUCGGCGAUAGCGUUGAUGGAGAGAAGGUAUUUGGCGACUUAAGGCGCAAGUGGAAGGCCCUCGUCGAGAUGCAGAGGGAUGCGUUGAAGAAGAAAGGAGAAGAUACCACGAUGGAGAUGGGAGUGCUGACAGAGGGUCUGAAGUAUAAUGCAGAAGCUGUUGCAUUGCGGCUAGAGGCAACUCAACGGAUGCGAAAUGAAGUCGUGAAGUUGAGGAACUCGCUGGGAUAUGAUGAAGAGGAUCCCAAGAAUGGAUUGGUGGAAACGUGGAUAGAAGAAGGAAAGAGCGGAGCCAGAGAAGGCCACAUGAAGGAUAAUAGCUGGAUCAAAGAUACCUAGCAAUAGACUGUACAAACAUUCGUACCAUAAAUAAUCACUUAUACCA
Molecule: messenger RNA, 1307 nt
Organism: Pseudogymnoascus destructans
Lineage: Eukaryota; Fungi; Ascomycota; Leotiomycetes; Thelebolales; Thelebolaceae
Exons: 4
Coding region: 89-1261 (390 amino acids)
Biological process (GO): inner mitochondrial membrane organization; cardiolipin acyl-chain remodeling
Cellular component (GO): mitochondrial membrane
Molecular function (GO): 1-acylglycerophosphocholine O-acyltransferase activity
Source: RefSeq, a predicted model, not a curated record